UAUUAUUAUUAUUAUUAGAAGUAGUAUUAUUAAGGAGACACUUUGACUAAUAGCAGUCAGUGCUGUAGCUCCACCCACGUUCAUCACACACUGCGCUUGGGCCACCAAAUGGCCCCUGAAGGAACCAAAGGAAUCAGGCUCAAUCCCUGUUAAUUAAUCAUAUUUGUAACAUAUUCAACUAAAAAUGUAUGAAACAUUUUAGUAUAUAUCAGAAAUGCAGAACAAAUUUUGCGCCAGUCUCCCCUGCGCCCUUUAUUUGUAAAGAAUGUUGACAACAUGGAUUAUUUUCCUUCCUCUGCACGACUCACUAACACAUGAAAUCUCACUAACACACGUCGACGUUUUUGCAGUUGUUCUGUGACAAACGUUGGAAAGGUUCCAGGCGUACGGCCAGCUGUGGAAGACACUGCAGGUGUUUUCUUCAUUCACCUUAAUAAUUAAUAGUUGGAUGUCUCAGAAAUCUUAAAACACACUCCUGCCUGCAACGAGCGGUUCUGAAAGGAGCCGACGUUCAAAGAAAGACUCUCAGAACGCCGCAAGAACUACCGCUAACAGAAAGUCUGGCCGCUAUGAAGCAAAACACAAAGAUGAAGGUGAGGAGCAGGGAGAUCAACCACAAACUAAAAGCUCCAGAGGGUUUAAAAACAGACCAACUCAUUUUGGAGAUGCAAAUAUUUAUGACCAACCUGGUGCUGGAUACCAAACUAGAAGAGUUCUGGUAAUAAUGAGAACCCUUUUCUACUUUUUUUUUUAGACAGUUUGAAUUUGAAGUAAUUGGGAUCGUUCCCUAUAAAACUUUAAGACUUGCUGUGGACAUUUUGGGUUUCUUUCCACAAUCGUACAAGUUUGCUAGAAUUUUGGACCUCUCCUCCUGGUGGAACUGAGUCAGAUUUGAUUUUUUGACUUGCUCACACACACACUCACACAUACACACACCUACUUUUCAGCUCUGCCCAUCAAUUUUCUGUCAGACUGAGAUCAGAAAUUCGUGAUGGCCGCUCCAGAACACUGACUGCGCUGUUCUUAACAGACUUUGCAGCUGUUCUUCUCAGGAUCAUUCUCCUUUUGAAAAACCCAUUUAUGCCCAAGCUUUACCCUGUAUGAUGCUAAUUUUGAAAUCCACCAGUCCUUUCAAUUGUAACACUGGUCAUUAUGGCCAAACAAUAAUGACCAAUAACACAAACAAUAAUGUGCUUUAAUGUGAUUGCGGUUUAAUCAGACCACAAAAUAUAUCUCUAGAAAGUGUAAUUAACCCCCUUGUGAAACCAUAACCCCACACCCAGACAAAUUUUGAAAAAUUGCCCCAGAGUGGGCGGAGCCAAGAUACUUUAGGGCGUGGUCAAGUCAAGCAGAGAGGUGAUGAGUGGGUCUUGUCGGGAUGAGGGGAAGGCCUGUUGCCAGCGUAAUGGUUUUGUUGCUAUCCUCUCUUUCAAAUGUUUUUGUCACUAAUGUCAUGAUGUCACACAAGAAGCGCUGUGUUUUAGGUGUUGUCUUAUUGUAAGAAUACUUUGGAUUUUGCAGAGAGUGACUGGCUUGAGAGAGGAAACAUUUGUCUGAUUUAUUUCAAAAAUUUGAAAAAAAAAAAAAAGUUUUUGUGACCUUUUCUAAAUGAUAUGUAAACACCUUGUUUCAACCGUAUAUGUUUAUUUGGAUUUUUGUUGUUGUUGUUGAGUUAAGUUGGUGCUAAACUCCUUUUUCUGUAAUAAAAAAAGCAAACACCUUUGCACGCAUUCUGUAUGCUGCGCCCACUUCCUUACAGGACGGCAGUAGAAUCUGAUGCUUUUGAUGUAACUGGAGAAAACAAGAUUAAAAAUGUAUUAUGCGCCGGGUAACUCUGCCUCACCUGGCAACCUGAGACCUUGCUUUGACCGUGAGGCUCGCGGCUUGGUCCUGCACUUGUAAUGCAGAAUUUCAUCUUUAGCGUAAAUUCCUAAUGGAGUUGUACCGCUGCAAUUAUUUCAAGUCGGGCUGAACUGUUUUCUGUGCUGAUGUGAUAUCUUCACACAGCGAAGACCUCGGCUUCUGUUGUCUUGUCUCUACGAAGCCGUGCUGUGAUCUUGUACAAUGGUGUGACUCAUUCCUCCAAUUAUCCGGGCCAGAGGCUGUAAGUGGACGCAUGGUGUGUCUUGUUAUCUUGUGGCGCCGCUGAACAUUUCACGACAACAUGUACUGGGUUCAGGGCGGCGAGUAAGUCAGCACAAUGGAGAAUCACCAGAAGAGGACUCUAACUUUUCUUAUCAUUGGAUUGAUAUUUAUGCUGAGCGGGAUAGAGUACGCCGUCAUUCUACCCACAAUAUGGAGGUAUCUGCAGAUUCUGGAGGCUCCACCUUACUUCUUGGGUCUGGGCCUGUCUGCCUUCAGCCUGAGCGCGCUGCUCACAGGUCCUCUUUUUGGAGUCUGGUCGGAUCGAAGCAAAACUACCAAAUCCAUCAUCCUGUUCUCCAACCUCUUUGAAAUCGCUGGUAACUUCAUGUAUUUUAUUGGCUAUUCAAAGUGGCUGUUAUUAUGCAGUCGGCUUGUAGCAGGUGUGGGUGCAGGAGCAGGCUCUUCCAUCUUUGGCUUCCUAACCCGAAGCACUCUGCCAGAGGAGCGCGCCGGUAUCUUCGCAGCCAUCAUGGCCUGUCGUCAGGCCGGCCUUCUCAUCGGGCCGGCGUUCAACUUGUUCCUGCGGCUGUGUGAUUUCAAACUGGGGCCCUUUGUUGUGAACAAGUACACGUCUCCUGGGAUCUUCAUGUGUCUGCUGUGGACGCUGCUUCAGUUCAUCAUCCUGGCUGGAUACUGGGACGUACCGGCCAUAAGCUCGCAGGGGGGAGUCGUCGUGUUGGAGAUGAAACAAGAGGAGGAAGAGGAGGCGCCCCUCAUGGGGUCAGACGAGGACGAGGCACGUACCUACAGAACCGUCGACUCCGACCAAUCGGAGACUUCGUCCGCGUCGCAGAGAGCCCACGAAACCUCAAACCCCUUUAAAAACUUCAGCGUCAGCAACGAGUUCCUGAGAGAAGAAGUGGUUGUUCUCCUUACGGCUCAGUUCAUCACUCUGUUCAACCAGACAGCGCUGGAGACCAUGGUGACCCCUCUGACUCAGCGCUACUUCAGCUUCGGCGAGCUGGGCAACAGCCUGAUGUACAGCCUGUGUGGGGUUGAGGUCAUCGUGGGCUUCUUCUUCGUGCGCUGGCUGAGCAGCAAGGUUGCGGACCGCGUGGUGCUGGCCGUCGGCCUGGUCAUCUGCUCCACCGCCUGUAUCUGGUGCCUCGUUUUCCUCUGCAAGCCCCGAGGUGGAUUUGAGUGGCAGCUUUCAGCUUUCAUAGUGGGAGUUUUCCUGCAGCUGCUGGGGCUUCCGUUCGUGGCUGUGUCUCAGGUGUCGCUCUUCUCCAAAGUCACCGCUGAGAAAACUCAAGGAUUCAGCCAGGGUGUCCGGCGCUCCGUCGGAGGCCUGGCUACCAUCUUGGGUCCUUUGUGGGCCGGAGGAUUGACCAAUAACUUGUACAUAAUGCUGGGCAUGAUGCUGGCUCUGCUCGUCAUGAUCACAGUUAUGACGGUCCUGUCCUACGAGCGGCUGGCCGAGCCCAGGGUGGUGCAGUGUGCCCAGAGCGCCGACAGCGGAAGGUAGAGGGGAGAGGAGCGGGCCGAGACGGACCCGGUGGAGGCAGGAGAGAAUCACUUCGGAGAGAAUAAAUCCAAGUUUCCUGAGGAGGAACGCACAUGAGCCCGGAAUAAAGAUGAUCAAAAAGCUUUGCACGCCGUCUCCACCACCAGCCUGCAUUAGGAGGAACCGCAUUAUUCAUAUUACUACCAGAUAAUUAAUUACAUUUUACACAAGGGGGCACCAUUGCUCUCACGUUGAGUGCUUACAGACAUAAUUGUAGAUGAAAGCUAUUAUUUUUAAGGAGAACUAUUUAUAUUCCCAUGUAUAAGUGGGAAAAAAAAAGCAUUUUUUUUUUGUCUUCCUUUCCUGUGCGCCCCGUGUAUCAGAAAUGUGGUUUAUUCUUCCCCCUGUGAAGAGGAAAGCUCUGUGAAAAUGAAACGGCUGACACAAUGAGUGCAGAAAGUGGAGUUGUCAACAUCUUAGCGGCUUCGUGUCAAGAAAGCUGACAGGAGAAGAGGGUCAAAGACAGUGAUUCUUCACCGAUUUAUUGGUACCUUUCUCUUUUUUUUUCUAAAAAGUGGAACAAAAGCGAGAUGCACACACACACACACACGCACACGCCUACACACACGCACACAGACUUGGAUGUAAUUACACCAUGUUGUUAUCUGAAUUCCUUCCUGUUCGGCUUGCACAAAUGAGACACUCGUGAAGCUUAAAAGACAAACUCAAUACAAUAAAAAAAAAAUACUUGCUAAAUUGCCAAUUCUACCCUUUUAACUAAAGGGAGCAAAUUAAAUUUUAACAACAUAAAUUCAUAAUUUACAAUUUGACAAGGUGUGAGUAGUGUGCAGUCAGCUGUUCUUGCCUGUGUUCUCCUCUAGGAUGUGCUGCGCUACACAUCAGCAGACGAGGGAGGAAUGCUGUAAGCAACAUCAAGGCAUUGUCGAUUCUCUUUGUAGAAACCGGUGUUGGUUCGGCCAGUCUCUGUGUUUUUGCAUAAUUGCAGAUAAGGCUCAGUAACCUUUCCAGUUUUCCUCGCUCAGCAUGUGAUAUUUGCCUUCUUUUCUUUUCCUUUUUUUUUUUUUUUUUUUUCCCCAAAAUGGAAAUUUUAAUCUCUGGGACUCAAGGACAUAAUAUAUAUAAGUACUUUUAUGCCCUGAUCAGCGUAUUGAGGUGCUUGACAUUUUAAGGGAGAUAACAGAGUGCACAGAUUCAGGUCAGGCUACGAUUUGACUCACUGUGAAC
Messenger RNA from Gambusia affinis (western mosquitofish), 4834 nucleotides. It is a transcript of the gene mfsd8l2, whose product is annotated as major facilitator superfamily domain containing 8-like 2. The record is from RefSeq and is a predicted model, not a curated record. The transcript is spliced from 11 exons. Gene Ontology annotation, biological process: transmembrane transport. Bases 2201 to 3610 code for a protein of 469 amino acids. NCBI's taxonomy places the organism in Eukaryota, Metazoa, Chordata, Actinopteri, Cyprinodontiformes, Poeciliidae. Gene Ontology annotation, molecular function: transmembrane transporter activity.